GAGGCAGAGGCAGGGCAGCUAAAUAUAGUCCUGGGGCCAGAGCUCACGAGGGAGGCUCCCUCUGCCAGUCACUGCUGCCGGUCAGCUGCGGUGUCCACUGCUAGCUGCCCCGUGAGUGCCAGUGCCGGGCCCUGCUCUGAGCUGGUCGCUUGCCUCUCACCUGUCUUCAGACACCACCCUUACCCCCUGCGCUUCGUUAGGCCUCACGGUGGCUGAGCCUCCUGGGAGUCUCUUUUUGCCCGUGAUCUCCAACCAGACCUGCCGCCAUGUCGGCUGCGCCCGGUCUCCUGCGCCAGGAGCUGUCCUGCCCGCUGUGUUUGCAGCUGUUCGAUGCGCCGGUGACAGCAGAGUGCGGCCACAGCUUCUGCCGCGCCUGCCUGAGCAUGUUCGGGCGCCUGGGCGCGCAGCUCGGUGCGCAGGCCCAGUGGGCACCGGGAUUCAAGUCAGGGCUGUUCUACCGGUUGGAGCUGUUCGUCCGGAGAGCGUGCAGCGCCCACACACAGCUGUGCGCGCCAAGGUUUGCGAUCCCCACGGGGCCGGAAAGGGCCUACACAUUUGCAAAUGGAGACGCAGGCGCACACCGGCGCGCCCAUGCCAUACGCGAGGCCAGUCACGAGAGUACCCAGCUCCCCCAGCAGAAGCUGCAGCUGCAGGAGGCAUGCGCGCGCAAGGAGAAGAGUGUGGCUGUGCUGGAGCACCAGCUCUUGGAGGUGGAGGAGACAGUGCGUCAGUUCCAGGAGGCGGUGGGCGAGCAGCUGGGCAAGAUGCGGCUGUUCCUGGAUGCACUGGAGGGCUCCUUGGACCGGGAGGCGCAGCGGGUGCGGGGCGAGGCGGGGGUCGCCUUGCGGAAGGAGCUGGGGAGCCUGAACUCCUACCUGGAGCAGCUGCGGCAGAUGGAGAAGGUGCUGGAGGAGGUGGCAGACAAGCCGCAGACUGAGUUCCUCACGAAAUACUGCCUGGUGACCAGCAGGCUGCAGAAGAUCCUGGCAGAGUCCCCGCCGCCUGCCCGUCUGGACAUCCAGCUGCCUGUCAUCUCAGAUGACUUCAAAUUCCAGGUGUGGAGGAAGAUGUUCCGUGCUCUGAUGCCAGUGAAGGAGCUGACUUUCGACCCGAGCACGGCCCACCCGAGCCUGGUGCUGUCCCCCUGCGGCCGCCGCUGUCCCGCGCCCUCUGUCUAUGACUUCCUAAGCUAUGGCGCGGGGGCACUGUGCGCUUCUGGGCGGGAGGCACCCAGCACCCGCGAGGCCCGAGAGGCCCGGGAGGCCGAGGCGUGUGCCGUGGCCGGGCGGCCGGCUGCUGGUGGGCAACGGGAAGCCACCAUGCAGAACCUCAGCGACCGCCUGGCCUGCACUGGACAAGGUGUGCAUCUUGGCAGUGCCAACGGUGACCUGGAGGUGACGAUCUUGACCGGUCCCAGAAGCAGGCGCCCUGCUGCCUGCGACUAUAGCCACCUCCUCAAGGAGCAGUGGGACAGGGCGCUUGGGGCCCCUGAGAAGGCCAAGGCUGAAGGCCUGGAGGAGGAGCGGGCCUGCCUGAAGAAGAACCUCUGGAGGAAGUCAGCCCCCGGAGGGGCCAGGGGGCCGCCAGGUCAGCGCGGAGGUGGAUUUCGCUCCAGAAUGGCCCUCGCCAAGAGCCUGAGUGCCAUGGGAGCCAACGGAGAAAAUCCCCGAAGCGGUGACCCAUACUCAGUGGUCGCUGGCCACACGGAGCAACUGCAGAUUAGCAUGAUGGAGGCAGGGGCUGCAGCAGCCUCCGGGCCUGUUCUGGAAGGCUCACCGGUGGCAACAGAGGCUGGAUUUGGAGCCCAGCUGGCCCAGGGCCAGGUCCUGGCUGACCAGCCGAGUGACGUUUGUGCCCACACUGACGGGCAGACGCUGGAGUAG
Messenger RNA from Myotis brandtii (Brandt's bat), 1883 nucleotides. It is a transcript of the gene TRIM72, whose product is annotated as tripartite motif containing 72, E3 ubiquitin protein ligase. The record is from RefSeq and is a predicted model, not a curated record. The transcript is spliced from 12 exons. NCBI's taxonomy places the organism in Eukaryota, Metazoa, Chordata, Mammalia, Chiroptera, Vespertilionidae. Bases 267 to 1883 code for a protein of 538 amino acids.